Messenger RNA from Cyclopterus lumpus (lumpfish), 435 nucleotides. RefSeq names its product translin-like. Gene Ontology annotation, molecular function: sequence-specific DNA binding. The record is from RefSeq and is a predicted model, not a curated record. NCBI's taxonomy places the organism in Eukaryota, Metazoa, Chordata, Actinopteri, Perciformes, Cyclopteridae.
AGCAGCGCGGAGGCAGAAACGUGAUGACAUCAUCAGCAGGCGCCGGACAAAACAACAACGGCGGUUAUUGUGCACGUUGAUGUUUGUUUCUUCUGCUUAUGAAUUAGCUUCCUCCUCCUCUUCAUCUCCUUUAUCCUCCUCUUCCUCUCCCGGACCGGUGCACCGAGGGCCGAGAUGUCGGUGACCGAGAUGUUCAGCUCCAUUCAGGGCUUCCUGAGCGCCGACCAGGACGUCAGAGAGGAUAUCCGUAAAGUGGUCCAGACGUUGGAGCAGACGGGCAGAGAGAUACUGACGGUCCUCCAAAGUGUCCACCAGCCGUCAGGAUUCAAAGAAAUUCCCAGCAAGUGUGCAAGAGCACGGGAGUUGUUCUGCACGGUCAGGACUCAACUCGUGGAGCUGAAAACAAAGUUUCCUGUGGAGCAGUAUUACAGGUAA